Messenger RNA from Glycine soja, 1514 nucleotides. RefSeq lists its product as uncharacterized. The record is from RefSeq and is a predicted model, not a curated record. Gene Ontology annotation, cellular component: plasma membrane. NCBI's taxonomy places the organism in Eukaryota, Viridiplantae, Streptophyta, Magnoliopsida, Fabales, Fabaceae. The transcript is spliced from 2 exons. Bases 185 to 946 code for a protein of 253 amino acids.
AAGCAACAAGAAGAGGUCACCCUCGUCGCCAAAACACCCACACUCUCUCUCUCUCUGUCUCUCUCUCUGUCCGGUUCUGAACUUGUAAUAGCUAUAGAUAGCAAUACAUAGUGACAGAAGACACAAUAGAAGAAGAAACCCAACACAACCCAGGCAAACGCACUCAGAGAGAGAGAGAGAGAGAAUGACCACCCCAAGAGGAAACCACCACCCACAGCCUAACGGUGAGCGAAGAAGACAAUGGCCACCGCCACAGCCACCAGCAGCGGCACCGGAAGCGGCAGCGGCACCGACAGCAGUAGCCGCAAAUUACAAUGGAUACCGACAGUACCACCCGACAACGCCAGCUCGUUCGUCGUCGUCGGCGUCGUUCAAAGGAUGCUGUUGCUGUCUGUUCCUUCUAUUCUCGUUCCUGGCGCUGUUGGUGCUAGCGGUGGUGCUGGUAAUAAUCCUAGCGGUGAAGCCGAAGAAGCCGCAGUUCGAUCUGGAGCAAGUCGGGGUGCAGUACAUGGGCAUCACACCCAAUUCCCCCUCCACCGCUUCCCUGUCUCUCACCAUUCGCCUCCUCUUCGCCGCCACCAACCCCAACAAGGUCGGGAUCAGGUACGGCCAGUCCAGCUUCACCGUCAUGUACCGCGGCAUCCCCCUCGGAAAAGCCACCGUCCCCGGCUUCUUCCAGCAACCUCACAGCACCCGACAGGUGAUCGCCACCAUCGCCGUCGAUCGCGUCAAUUUGCUUCAGGCGGACGCCGCCGAUUUGAUCCGAGACGCCUCCCUCAACGACCGAGUCGACCUGAGAGUCUUGGGAGACGUUGCUGCCAAGAUCCGCGUCAUCAACUUCGAUUCUCCUGCUGUUCAGGUUUCGGUGGAUUGUGCUAUAGUGAUCAGUCCAAGAAAGCAAUCUCUGACUUACAAGCAGUGUGGGUUCGAUGGAUUGACUGUUUGAUGAUAUCAUUCUUGGUGGCAGUAUCAAUGUCCUUAUCUUCCACUCAAUUUCUCACUUGACCCUCGGUUUAUUCGACUAAUUUAAGGAAGAAAUGAGAAGGGAAAGGAGUGAGAGAAAAUUUGGGUGGGGAUGGGGUGUUAGAGGGAAUUUAGAAUGGUUAUUGGAGGAGUCACAACAAAUUGUUAAACUGCAAAGUUGAGGAAAAAGGUUUUGGAAUAGAUAUCAAAUUAGGGACAUUUAACAUUUUUCUCAAAGAAUUUUGCAAAAUUUUAUUGGAAUAGGUUACUUCUCUUGGAAGACAGAAAUCUGCGGAACAACGUGUAAACUGUAAAGUACAUCCAAUGAGUGGGUGAGGUAUCCUCAUGGGCUUUUCUUAAUUUGCUUGUUCUCUGCCCCUUAACCCUUUUCAACCUUUUUCUCCCUCAUCUUUUUUUGCUUUUGAAAAGUGCAUCAGAAGUUUUGCUUAUUUCAUUAUUGAAAUUUGAUGUAAGAAGAUCUGUAAUGUGGGAUUUUUUUUUGGGCUCUAAAAUUUUAUGUAAACACAAAGAGCCCUUUUGGGGAAAGAAAA